Trichoderma citrinoviride is the source of this 450-nucleotide messenger RNA. RefSeq lists its product as hypothetical. The coding region runs from base 1 to 450 and encodes 149 amino acids. The transcript is spliced from 4 exons. NCBI's taxonomy places the organism in Eukaryota, Fungi, Ascomycota, Sordariomycetes, Hypocreales, Hypocreaceae. The record is from RefSeq and is a predicted model, not a curated record.
AUGCCGACCCAGUGCUGGGGAUGUGCUUCACGGCGCAGCUUCCUGUGCGCUUGCCCUUGGCUUGGCGUGGAGAGCACCAAGGCGUUUGGGCGUCGCCUCGAAGGUUGGACCGCUUCCCCUUCCGCUCUCCAUCUGCCCGGAUUGUCGAGUCCAAAGCCCUUGCGCUUCGUCAAAAUCUCUUCUGCGGAGUUUGCCGCGCGAUAUCCCUGUCAGACAUCCGAGUUAGCGGGCUCAGCUAUCGAGGCUAUGCGUCCAAUUAGCAUGGCCCUGAAUGAUCUGCUCCAUGGAAAGCCCCAGUCCAUCCUUGGCGGCUGUCUCCACGUACGGAUCAACUCAACCCACACUGACCUUCGUAGCCAGCAUAGUCGGUUAUGCCGAUAUGGACGUAGCCCAGAAGAUGAGCAGCUCCUCUAUUGGCAAGCCGCGGCUGAUCUUGUCAGCCUCUUCUAG